Messenger RNA from Symbiodinium sp. CCMP2592, 1404 nucleotides. Lineage: Eukaryota; Dinophyceae; Suessiales; Symbiodiniaceae. The record is from the annotation of a GenBank genome assembly.
AUGAUCCAACUGGUUGUUGUGUCCAGGCACAUGAACCGUGUUGGGCAGAUGUUGGGCAUCCAGCUUGGAAACUCAACAGGGGCCAUUUUCACUUGCAUCCUGGCAGCAGGAAGUCUCAUCAGUAUCGGCAUGAGCUUCUUCGGAUCGUGGGUGCUGGCAUUGAUCCUGCUGGCCCUGAUGCCCAUCUGCGGAUUCCUGGGCCUUGCAGUCGCUGCCUGUGCCACCCGUGUGGAGCAGAGAGGAGAGGCGGCUUAUGGUAAGGCGGGCAAGGAGACGGCGGAGGCAGCGACGGCCAUCCGCACCGUGAGGGCUUUGGGAGCUGAAGAGUACACCCUGGAAAUCAUCGAUGAGUCGUUGGAUGUCUUGACCGAAGUGAACACCUCGAAGUCCUGGAAGCUCGGGAUCUCCCUUGGCAUGAACAUGUGCCUGAUCCAGGUUAUCUAUCUCGCAGGAUUUGCUAUGAGCGCGGCGUGCAUUCAGUAUUGGAACUUCGAUGCACACCAGGUGCUCCUCACGCUCUUCUGCGUCGUGUUCGGUGUGAUGUCUGUGAGCUCCAUCGUGCAGUACAUCCCAGACUCCGCAUCGGGCCACCAUGCCGCCGUGGAGGUCUUCCGCCUCAUCGACCAGGUUUCCAAGAUCGAUGCCACGCAGCCCACCGGGCGCAUCGAGAGCAUCGGUGAUGGCAACAUUGAGUUCAAGGACGUCUACUUCUGGUACCCUCAUCGCCCCGAGGUGAGAGUGCUCAAGAAGCUCAACUUCAAGAUUGAGAAGGGUCAGGCAGUCGCCUUGGUGGGCUUCUCUGGAAGUGGCAAGUCCACCGUGAUCCAGCUUCUGCAGCGGUUCUACGACCCACAGGCCGGUUCCAUCCAAGUGGGUGGCCAGAACUUGCGCGAUUUGAAUGUGGCGUGGUGGCGUAAGCAGGUUGGCAUGGUGGGACAAGAGCCCGUGCUCUUCGAUGUGACCCUGGAAGAGAACGUGAGAUAUGGCAAUCCGGAGGCCACAGAAGAGCAGGUAACAGAUGCAGCUAGGGCGGCAAACAUGGAUUUUGUCAUCGCCGGAAAUGUGAAGUGGACGGAUCGGGUCGGGCUUCGGGGAGAGAAGCUGUCGGGCGGACAGAAGCAGCGCGUCGCCAUUGCCCGCGCAUUGCUCCGGCGACCCCAGUUCAUGCUUCUCGAUGAGGCGACGUCGGCGCUUGACUCGACCUCCGAGCGCUUGGUGCAGCUGGCGAUGCAGGAGGCCAGGGUCGGCAAGACCACAAUCACCGUGGCCCACCGCCUUUCCACGAUUCAGAACUCAGACAAGAUCUUCGUUAUGGCCAACGGCCGGGUCGUGGAAUCUGGCACCUAUUCCGAGCUGAUCAACAUGGAUGGAAGCUUCGCCAAGCUGGCGGCCCGCAGUUUGUAA